This is a messenger RNA of Lodderomyces theae, 2820 nucleotides long. RefSeq lists its product as uncharacterized. Bases 1 to 2820 code for a protein of 939 amino acids. The transcript has a single exon. NCBI's taxonomy places the organism in Eukaryota, Fungi, Ascomycota, Pichiomycetes, Serinales, Debaryomycetaceae. Gene Ontology annotation, cellular component: nucleus. The record is from RefSeq and is a predicted model, not a curated record. Gene Ontology annotation, molecular function: DNA binding.
AUGUCGGUUCCAUCAGACGGAGCAAAGAAUGCUGAUCUUCCUCCCAAUAAGAAGCGGAAGUUGGCGAACCGCGAAAAAAUGAAACAUGCAAUAGCGUACUAUAGAGGCCACAGAAAUGAUAAAUAUCCCCCAUCAAAGGCUUCAAUCGCGGAAAAGUUUGGAUUGAAUAAAACAACCUUCAGAACUGAAUUGAACAAAUUAGCAGCGGAGCUUGGGGAGGAAAUUACUGCAGCCGAGUGCUCUCGUUUGAUGAAUAUACACAAGUAUAGACUACUUGAAGAGGAAGAGCAGGUGGUGCUCGAGCAUAUACUACACCGUGCCAAAAACAAGGUCCCUUUGAAUCAAAAAACUGUUGCUGAAGCAGGAAACUUGCUUUUGUUGGCCAGAGGAUCUGAGCCAGAACUUAGGAAGGCGUGGAUUCGGCUGUGGAAAAAGCGGACCCCAGAAUUACAAAAUGUCAAUUAUCGGGGUCUCGUGGGCUUAUCCAUAGAAUUUCGGCAACAAAUCUCGUCGUGGUUUAAAAAUGCCAAAAUGUUCAUUGAAGCUCUUGAUGGCGACAAGUGCCAAGUAUGGAAUAUGGUAGAGAGUAUCUAUCGAAUUGGUGCUGCCUCGAAACUGUGGGCGAAAGUUCCACUCGAUGACGUGGGGAAUGGAUCCAUUAAUAGUGGAGAAGCCGAAUAUGUAUCAGUUUUGGAGACAGUCUCGGGAGAUGGGAAAGUGUUAACGCCGUUCUUGCUAUAUAAAGGGCAUGACACUCUGUUAUCACGGUACAAACCGGAGAACGUUCCUCCAUUUUAUUAUAGAUCGCUAGAAAAUGGAUUGUUGACACCUGGUACGGCAAUUGAAUGGCUUGAACAUUUGUUUAUUAGAGAGACAGGGGCAGCAAAAAAUGGCAGGACCAUUGGUUUAAUUCUUGAGGAACUGAGUUGCUUCACUACUUCCAGAUUUCAAUCGAUAUGUCGAGAACAUAACAUAUACAUCUUGUACAUUCCCAAAGUGAUGCUGCGAAUUUUUCAACCACUCGACCAAGUACUCCUCUCGGUUAUUCCAAAUGUAUUUCGGGGCCAAUUAUUCAGUAAUGCAAAAGUGACACCGAAUGAUGUUGAUCGAGGAGAAUUUAUUAUCAGCUAUGAUACAAUACGACAAGAAAGAUUGAAACCUCAAGUCAUUCAGCAUGUUUGGAAAAUUGUCGGGCUAUUCCCCUUUGAUUCCAGUCAAGUUUUUGGGGGUAUUACGAAAGAGUCUCGACGAAGUGCUAACAACCUGAUAGUAGAAACCACACUUGAGGAACCUACAGUUCAUAGUGUAGAAGUUCCUUCAAGCUCUGCGGCAAUUGAUGGGACCCAUUUGCUCUCUGCAGAACCCACAAGUGGAGACUUAUUGGAUGAAGAGACUACUAGACCAGUCGUUGAAGAGUUGUCUACAAAUCGUGUCCCAGAAAGCGCCAUGGUACUGAAUGUUGCCGCACCACAAGAAAACAGAUCAACUCAGGAGUCGGCCUCGCAGACUCCAAGCGUAAUAUUCGAGAAACGAUCAGUCCAACCCUCUUUGAGGGAAAAUUUUACAAUCUAUGAUAAGCCGUUGACAAUUGGUCCUACAGCACAAUAUACCAAUUCUCCAGCUUCACGGGCACCACCGACUGCAGUGAUCUUCUACUCAUCCACCCCUUCGGAGACCAUAGUUGAAUCUAACCAGGCUGAUGACGCCGUUACUCAAAAUACUAAAAUUCAAAACAUUGAAACUCGCGACAAAGAAGCUAACGACGAAGAAAAUCGGCAGGAUUCCGAGAAGAGAUUAGUUGAGAGACAAAUUUUGGCGCAUUCCGAAGAUGUGCGUGGUGAAAGAUCGACGGAAGAUUCCGUUGAGUUAAUAACGGAAGCAUCAAAGGGAGCGAAUCUGUCCGCAUCAGAUGGUUUUGUGCCAGUUCUUGACGUACAUCCUAAUGAGGCAACUGAACAUGGUCUCGACGCUUCGCAUUCAGAGCUUCUUACCAGCGAAAAGGGGGUUUGGGGAGGGAAGAUUGACGCAGUAGCUACAGUUGCCUUGACUGAGGAGCCGACUAAACACAAGAGAGAUUGCGACUUAUUUGCCGAGGCAAGGCAACUGACACCUGAUCGCGAUCUGAUACAAGAGGAUGGUCAACAUACAAAAGGAGAUGAUGCAGAGGUUUUUUACUCGCAUACUGAAUCAGCACCAAGGGUAUCACUAGCCGAGCUACUAGCAAAGUCAUCGCCGACAUUGCAUGAAGACGGUCCCAAAACGGAUUCUGAGGUCUUUAACCCACAAGAUGUGCAAUCAUGGCAAUCAAAAAGUCAACCUCGUGCACCGCCUAUGAAUGUUGCAGAGAUAUCGUUGAAUGAACCGUGGACAGUAGAAUCAGCAGCAAAUGAAAUUGAGACAUCAUCUAGGAAAGUAACGUCUAAAGUUCCUUUUUCAGAAGCAGUUGAAAAAACCAUUGAACCACCCAAUGAGGAGCUAGCUGCAGAAGAAGCUGAUGAGUCUGUUAACAAGGUUGUGAGGAAGGAAAAUACUCUACAGGAAGCUCAACCACAAACAAGGGCUGAUGACGAACCGAAUGAAUCACAAACUGAUAAGAUUCAAUCACUCGAAAACACCAUCAAAACAUUGAGUAAGGAUGUUGAAUUUUGGCGUCAACAGGCACUACAGAAUGAGAAAUUAUUUCAAAGUGUGUCCAAGCUAUUUUUCGAGGCGCUGAAAGUGGGAGGCUAUACAAUGCGGUCAGAUGAAUACGAUUACGAGAUGCAGACACUAUCCCCUGAAUUCAUUGAGCGAGCUCUCGGUGGAUUUGAGGCCAAAUAG